AUGCUUCAAAAUGUAUUCCUAAAAGGAAAGUUUUGUGCUUUGGAAUUUAUUUGCACCACCGAGAGCACCAAUCACGGAACGAUCAUGAUGAGGCAUGCCAUUCCCUUUUUUCGUAAAUUUGAUACUCGAACAAAAUCAAGAUUAUUAGGAAAACCAUUCAUUGAGGGAUUUUGUGCCGAAUAUGUUAUGCCUCAGGAUGUUUUUGUUGGAUUUUGCGAGAAUGAAUUUUUAAAAUUAAAUAGACAAAAAGUUACGGAUAUGUAUCAUGUAAUGAAGAGGGAUGAUACUUUCCAAACAGAUGAAAUUAGGACAGACAAACCAAUUACUUAUUUUGAUUCAUUGGAAAUUAUUCAUGAAGACGAUGAUUUAUUGGUAGUUUCAAAACCCGAAAAUGUUCCAGUGCAUGCAACCAGUCGAUAUUUGAAAAAUAAUUUAAUUCAUAUUUUGAAAAAGGAAUAUUCAAGAUAUCAUCCUUCCAUGUUACCUGAAGAAGAUUUAUAUCCUUUACAUCGAUUGGAUCGACGCACUUCUGGAGUCUUACUUUUAGGAAAAAAGAAAAGUGUCGCUGGUGAAUUUUCACACAUGUUAAGAAACCAUCAAGUCGGUAAACAAUAUCUUGCACUUGUCAAUGGAAUUUGCAACUACGAUACACAUCAAGUUUUUAAAGUGAAUUUUCCAAUUAUGGCUGUGGAUCCACUGCAUGGAGUUCAUCGAUGCGUUCACUCUGAAGAAUCAAAAGAAUUUAUUCGAGCUCACUACAACGAUGGAGACAAACCACUGGAUUGGAACAAUGCAAAACAUGCUGAAACUCUCUUUCAAGUUUUACAUAAGGAUUACACAAACAAUCGAACAAUUUUGCUGUGUCAACCUAUUACUGGAAGGACUCAUCAAAUAAGAGCACAUUUGCAUGCAAUUGGUCAUGGAAUUGUUGGGGAACAUUCAGAAAAUUACAACAAGGAAGAGUGGAUUGAAAUGGCACAUCAAUCAUGGAGAUGGAAAUUAGACAAGCUCAUUAAACAUGGUUUUGGAAGCAAAGCACUCAUUCAAGAAGCAAUCGAAGAGAAAAUUCAUGGUGUCACGUAUCAAAAACCACCCUCUCUUGGAUUGUUCUCCGUUCGAUAUCGAUAUAGGAAUGACAUCUUUGAAUGUGCAAUUUAUAGACCUGAAUGGAUGCAAGAUUAUUCGUAUUCUGAUAUUUACUAUAAUAUGAGACAUUCGGAAUUGUACAAGAUGGUGGCGGAUCCAUCUCUCAAUUUUUCGAGCUUGGAAAAUGAUUAA
Naegleria fowleri is the source of this 1278-nucleotide messenger RNA. RefSeq lists its product as uncharacterized. Gene Ontology annotation, biological process: pseudouridine synthesis. The transcript is spliced from 4 exons. Lineage: Eukaryota; Heterolobosea; Eutetramitea; Acrasida; Naegleriidae. Gene Ontology annotation, molecular function: pseudouridine synthase activity; RNA binding. Bases 1 to 1278 code for a protein of 425 amino acids. The record is from RefSeq and is a predicted model, not a curated record.